AUGGCCAGAAAGGAACUGCUUGCAAACACACAAAAAGAAGUUGUCUCUGGGUCACAUGAAGAAGAAUUCCAAGCAAGCUCCACAUGGGCAGGCCUUGACAUAGAAAUGGAAGUAGAAGACCCAUAUUUUUCUUCGUAUUCCCAUUUCGGAAUCCACGAAGAAAUGCUGAAAGACGAAGUCCGCACAGAGUCAUACAUGAACGCAAUAAUCCAGAACCCAAAUUUAUUCCAAGGGAAAAUCGUCCUUGAUAUUGGCUGUGGGACUGGGAUUCUCAGUAUCUUUGCAGCCCAAGCUGGAGCCACUCAUGUCUAUGGAAUUGAUGCGGCUGAUGUGGCAGACCAAGCCCAUGAAAUCGUCAGGGAUAAUGGCUACUCAGAAAUCGUGACCAUUAUUAAAGGGAAAGUUGAGGAUAUUGAAUUGCCUGUAUCUAAGGUAGAUAUCAUAAUUUCUGAAUGAAUGGGGUAUUUUUUAUUGUAUGAAUCAAUGCUGGACACUGUGAUUUAUGCUAGAAAUAAAUGACUGAAGCCUGAUGGGCUAAUGUUCCCUGACAAGGCAAAGCUUUUUAUAGCUGGAAUUGAAGAUGCUGAUUACAAAGAGAAAAAGGUAAAUUUUUGGGACGAUGUAUAUGGAAUUGAUAUGGGAAUUAUAAAGCCUAAUGUACUAGCCGAACCCAUUGUAGAUUUGGUUGAAGCUGAGGCACUAGUGACAACUGAUUCAUGCAUUUUUACAAUGGAUUUGAAAACUGUAAAAGAAAAUGAGUAUCAAAUUGCUACGAGAUAUACAUUGACUGCAACAAGACAAGACUAUGUACAUGGAAUUGUUGCUUGGUUUGACGUAGAGUUCAAUCAUGGAAGGGAAAGAAUUACGAUAUCGACAAGUCCAAACAGAAAUUACACACAUUGGAAGCAGACCGUGUUUUAUUUAAAUGAUGUAUUACCUGUUAUGGUAGGAGAAGAAAUUAUAGGUAGCUUAGCAAUUCGCAAAAAUCCUGAGCAUAAAAGAGAUUUGGAUGUUAAAAUUUCUUAUCAUUUUGACGGGACUAAGCAUACUUAUCACGAUUACAGAUAUUAUAAAAUCAAAUAA
Blepharisma stoltei is the source of this 1083-nucleotide messenger RNA. The record is from the annotation of a GenBank genome assembly. NCBI's taxonomy places the organism in Eukaryota, Ciliophora, Heterotrichea, Heterotrichida, Blepharismidae.